Messenger RNA from Trichosurus vulpecula (common brushtail), 786 nucleotides. RefSeq names its product outer dense fiber of sperm tails 3B (gene CIMAP1B). The coding region runs from base 1 to 786 and encodes 261 amino acids. Gene Ontology annotation, cellular component: cytoskeleton. The record is from RefSeq and is a predicted model, not a curated record. NCBI's taxonomy places the organism in Eukaryota, Metazoa, Chordata, Mammalia, Diprotodontia, Phalangeridae. The transcript is spliced from 6 exons.
AUGGACAACAACUUGUGGGUGGGCUCUUGGCGGCCCCACCGCCCCCGGGGCCCUAUUGCAGCACUCUACACUGGUCCUGGGCCCAAGUACCAGCUGCCCCCGAGCACCGGUUACAAGAUGCACGACCCAUCCCGUUUCCGGGCACCUGCCUACACAUUCGGCACCAAGAUCCCCCCACACAACGUGACGUGUGGCCCCGGCCCUGGGCACCUCAUCCCGCAGCGCAUGACAGUUCGGGGCCCCGACGGCGGGCCGGCCUUCUCCAUCUACGGGCGGCCCCGAGAUUGCCGCCUGUUUCGCACUCCGGGCCCUGGUCGCUACUUUCCAGAACGGGCCACCCACCUCACAUUUCCCAAAGCCCCCGGGCACUCUAUGGCCGGCCGUAUCAAAAACUUUCAGGAGGACCGGACCCCCGGCCCGGCGGCCUACACGGUUCCCCCGCUCCUCGGCUGCCGUCUGAUCCAUAAGGUUUCGGCUCCCACUUACUCCAUCUGUGGCCGAAGUGCUGUGGGCAGCUUCUGCCAAGACCUGAGCAAGACCCCGGGCCCCUGUGCUUAUCACGAGGUGAAUCCCGGUGUGUACAAGACCAAGGCACCACAGUAUACGAUGCAGCCCCGCACUUCCCUGCCGCAAGACAACACGGUGAAGCCUGGUCCAGCAGCUUACCAUCCUCACAAGGUGGGGGCUGGGAAUCUCAAGCUGAGGUAUCGCCAAGCGCCUGGUCCCUCUUUCGGGAUCCGCCACUCUGAAUACGAGGCCCCGCUUAUCGUGGAACCGCAGGAUUAA